AUGGAACAUGACUUGAAGAUGAGCUGUCCUCAGGCUGAGAUAGAAGAAAAGGACUGUCCUCCACCAGAGGAAUUGGAGUGUAAAAUCUGUUACCAACGCUACAAUGCGCACAACCGCAAGCCUAAGAUCCUGGACUGCCUGCACCGGGUCUGCGCCCGGUGCCUCAUAAAGAUCCUGGACAUUGCUGAUGGUGCAGGCAGCAUCUCCUGCCCCUUUUGUCGACACCAAACCGAGAUCACAGAGUAUGAGGUGUCAGCCCUGCCUGAUGAUGCUAACAUCAUGACCCAUUUGGCAAUGCGGGACAAAUCCUGGAGCUCUGACCACAACAGAGAAGUGGUCCUUACUCCAAAGAGCUUGUCCUCCUCCAGCCUGUCUCACGAAUCCUCCAACUGCCUGGUCAUCACAAUUAUGGAAGUGCAGAGGGACUCGCAGCACUCCCCGAGCCGCAAUGGCAGCUCUGACAUUUACGCUGAGCAGAGCCUGGACUCAGUGUCGCUGGGCUCCAAUGGGCCGGCUGAUCAGGACGCCCUGUCCAAGCUGUGUAAUCAUGUCCCACGUAUCCUGGUCUGGCUGCUGGGUUUCUUAUAUUUUGGCUCACUGCCUUUAGGAAUCUACUUGUUGGUGAUCCAGAGAGUGACUCUUGGCAUUGUAUGUGUUAGUUUGGUGCCAUCAAGCCUGACAGUUUGCCUGGUUUAUGGAUUCUGCCAGUGUCUGUGCCAGGGCAUGUGUGACUGCUCCACUAGGGUCUAG
Scomber scombrus (Atlantic mackerel) is the source of this 750-nucleotide messenger RNA. RefSeq lists its product as uncharacterized. The transcript has 2 exons. The coding region runs from base 1 to 750 and encodes 249 amino acids. The record is from RefSeq and is a predicted model, not a curated record. Lineage: Eukaryota; Metazoa; Chordata; Actinopteri; Scombriformes; Scombridae.